Molecule: messenger RNA, 2721 nt
Organism: Miniopterus natalensis
Lineage: Eukaryota; Metazoa; Chordata; Mammalia; Chiroptera; Miniopteridae
Source: RefSeq, a predicted model, not a curated record
GUAUUUUGUUUCAGGUACCGGAGUCAUUUGCUAAGUCCUUUCCCAGUGACUUUUUUCUCUCUUGAAAUAGAUGACUUGCAGGAGACAAUAGGACAUCAAAAAAUUUUGUGCAGUUUACAUGUGUUAUGCCUUUUUAAAAAGUCUCUGCUGCACAUGAUCCCAGAUUAGUUUAUGAAGCUGACUAGGGGGGUGUACGGGUAUGUUUGAAAGAAUUUGAAAAGCACAUAAGACCAUGUAAAAGUUAGAAAGGAAGGCCGUCUGAAAAUGGUUGCUACAGGCUUUGUUUAAUUUCUUUUUAAGAAACUGAAGAAGUUUUCAAAGUGAAGAAAUCAAGUUAUAGCAAAAAGAUAGUAAAAUUACUUAAGAAGGAAUAUAAAGAAGAUCUUGAAAAAUCGAAGAUUAAAACAGAACUCAACUCGUCAGCCGACAAUGAACCACCUUUGGACAAAACAGGACAUGUCAAGGACUCCAGCCAAGAAGACGGUGUAGUUAUCAGUGAGCAUGGUGAAGAUGAAAUGGACAUGGAAAGCGAGAAGGAGGAAGAAAAGCCCAAGGCUGGCGGCGCCUUUUCCAAUGCUCUGUCGUCUCUGAAUGUUCUCCGUCCAGGAGAAAUCCCGGAUGCAGCUUUCAUACACGCUGCGAGGAAGAAGCGCCAGAUGGCCCGGGAGCUGGGAGACUUCCCUCCGCACGACAGCGAGCCUGGAAAGGGCCGGCUUGUGCGAGAGGACGAGAACGACGCCAGCGACGACGAGGACGACGACGAGAAGCGCCGCAUAGUGUUCUCUGUGAAGGAGAAGUCCCAGAGGCAGAAGAUCGCCGAGGAGAUAGGUAUUGAGGGGAGUGAUGACGAUGCUUUAGUCACUGGGGAACAAGAUGAGGAGCUCAGCCGAUGGGAACAGGAGCAGAUAAGAAAAGGAAUUAAUAUCCCUCAGGUUCAAGCCAGCCAGCCCACGGAAGUGAAUAUAUACUACCAGAACCCUUACCCGGCUUUGCCUUACGGCUCAUCCUACGGCAUUCCUUACAGUUACACAGCCUAUGGAUCCUCUGACGGCAAAGCUCAAAAAACAGAUAAUACAGCCCCUUUCAAAACUCCCAGUAAUGAGAUGACUCCCGUUACUAUUGAUUUGGUAAAGAAACAGCUUAAAGACAGGUUGGACUCCAUGAAAGAAGUGCACAAAACAAACCGUCAGCAGCAUGAGAAACAUCUGCAAAGCCGCGUGGACUCCACCAGGGCCAUUGAGAGAUUAGAAGGGUCUUCUGGGGGUAUUGGUGAACGGUAUAAGUUUUUGCAAGAAAUGCGAGGGUAUGUCCAAGACUUGCUUGAGUGUUUCAGUGAAAAGGUGCCACUGAUUAAUGAACUUGAAUCAGCAAUACAUCAGCUGUACAAACAGCGCGCCUCCCGCCUUGUCCAAAGACGACAAGAUGAUAUUAAAGAUGAAUCUUCGGAGUUUUCAAGCCAUUCAAAUAAGGCUCUGAUGGCACCUAAUCUCGAUUCCUUUGGACGGGAUCGGGCCCUGUAUCAGGAGCAUGCAAAGAGGCGGAUUGCGGAGCGGGAGGCCAGGAGGACACGUCGACGACAAGCCAGAGAGCAAACCGGCAAGAUGGCAGAUCACCUUGAAGGCCUUUCCAGUGACGACGAAGAAACGUCUACAGAUAUCACAAAUUUCAAUCUGGAGAAAGAUCGCAUUUCCAAAGAGUCCAGCAGGGUUUUCGAAGAUGUCCUAGAGAGUUUCUGUUCGAUCGACUGUAUUAAGUCCCAGUUUGAAGCAUGGCGCUCAAGAUACCACGCGUCCUAUAAGGACGCUUACAUUGGCCUGUGCUUGCCCAAGUUGUUCAACCCCCUCAUACGGCUGCAGCUGCUCACCUGGACUCCUCUUGAGGCCAAAUGUCGGGACUUUGAGACUAUGCUGUGGUUUGAAUCUCUGCUGUUCUACGGCUGUGAGGAGCGGGAGCAGGAGAGGGAGGACGUGGAUGUCGCACUGCUGCCCACCAUUGUGGAGAAGGUGAUCCUCCCUAAGCUCACAGUGAUCGCCGAAAACAUGUGGGACCCCUUUUCCACAACCCAGACUUCAAGGAUGGUCGGAAUUACGUUAAAAUUAGUAAACGGGUACCCUUCAGUAGCGAAUGCAGAAAACAAAAACACUCAGGUAUACCUGAAAGCCCUUUUAUUGAGAAUGAGAAGAACUUUAGAUGAUGAUGUAUUCAUGCCCUUAUAUCCCAAAAAUGUCUUAGAAAACAAGAACUCUGGACCUUACUUGUUUUUUCAACGACAGUUUUGGUCUUCAGUUAAGCUCUUAGGGAAUUUCCUCCAAUGGUAUGGCAUUUUCUCGAAUAAAACUCUUCAGGAGUUGUCAAUAGAUGGUUUAUUAAAUAGAUACAUUCUCAUGGCUUUUCAGAAUUCGGAAUAUGGAGAUGACAGCAUCAAGAAAGCCCAAAAUGUAAUCAAUUGUUUCCCCAAGCAGUGGUUCAUGAAUCUGAAAGGAGAAAGAACCAUUUCUCAGUUAGAAAACUUCUGUCGAUACCUUGUACACUUAGCAGAUACAAUUUACAGAAACAGCAUCGGAUGCUCUGAUGUGGAGAAAAGAAAUGCAAGGGAAAACAUAAAACAAAUAGUGAAGCUCCUUGCAAGUGUCCACGCUCUGGAUCACGCCGUGUCUGUCGCAAGCGAGCACAAUGUGAAAGAAGUUAAGUCUUUGAUGGAAGGAAAAUAGACCUGAGAGU